AUGGACCAGCCAACUUUGGGAUGUAAAUUCCCGACUAUUAUAAACGCGUCGGAGUCAGAGAUUCCAUCGGCCAACAGACCUUCUCUGCUUCGUCGCGUCUCUCAAAGCGAUCCUCAUUUGGAUAUCCCACAUUUUUUAAGUGUUCAGGAUAAAGGUGUGUUCCCCUCCCUUCCUUUACCAGCUUAUCCCGGGGGUUAUUAUGAAUGUAUUUAAUCCCUUCUUUUCAGGUCUGGGCUUCCAUCCAACGCUUACUGGGCUGCUGGAGAACUCGGUCAAUUUCAAGAUUGGACAGAGCUCCGAGAAACUUGAACUCAUGGAUUCUGUUCCCAGUCUUCCACAGUAAGUUUAGUCGCGUUGCUUCUCUUCCGGUUAGACUGGCUGCAAUUCGAAUGUUCUUUUGGGCGGCCCCACUUUGUAUUUUGGAAGGUCCUCCCUCAUAAAUUACCUAAAAUGGGAGAAGUCGCAUUCCAAAAUCGCGUGUUGCGAACAUUGAGUGCAGAACAUAUGACGUCUCCCUAUUCCAGAAACACGUGAGAGAAACAGAGUUUGAAAGUAGAACGAGGCACGUAGUCGGCUGUCUUUCCCCUCUUCUCACGCCCGCUUCGGGGAUUAGGAAGGCCACAACUGGCCGUUUGAGGUCUUUCGAGAAUGAUUCUUCCGUUUUAAAAGCCAUGGUGUUCUUGUUUUGUAUUUGGGUUCUUGAUUUGAAUUCAUCGACCUCUGGUCUUACCAGUUGCUAUUAUUUACGUUUUUGUGGGAGGAGAGAGAGAAACGUGCCCCAUUUUAUUUCUUUUUUGAUUUUUAAUUUUUUCAGAGAUUUGAAGGUACCGAAGUCCAGCCUGGAUCGUAAUAAGAGCGCCUUUGAAUUAUGCUCUAGUAGCCAAGCCGAGGAAACUCCGCUUCGCAAGUCGUCCAGCGUUGCGAACUACCAAUUGGACCCUUGUAUUCGCAAAGAAACUGGCGGUUUUCUUUCUUCCUUCUCCUCGGCUCUUCAUCUCUCAGCGGGCCAGUCACAUCAACAGCAGUUGUCUAAAUCACCAGAAGAUCAAGGAGGUCUCACAAUGUCCGUCAAAUCGUCGCCGUUUUCUGGAAGUUCAUCUUCUUCUUCCACCCCAGCUCCCGCUACCUCAGAAACGGCCUCAGCUACGGAUCCGGCUUUGAAUCGCAACAAAUCCGGACUAAUGGGUGUCUUCAACCGCGGAUUUUUUGCGAAGCCGGUUAUGUGUAAUCAAGAAGAGAACUACCGUUAUAUUAUGGCGCUGGAUCGUUAA
This is a messenger RNA of Bursaphelenchus xylophilus (pine wood nematode), 1271 nucleotides long. NCBI's taxonomy places the organism in Eukaryota, Metazoa, Nematoda, Chromadorea, Rhabditida, Aphelenchoididae. The record is from the annotation of a GenBank genome assembly.